Molecule: messenger RNA, 1049 nt
Organism: Linum tenue
Lineage: Eukaryota; Viridiplantae; Streptophyta; Magnoliopsida; Malpighiales; Linaceae
Source: the annotation of a GenBank genome assembly
CUAAAACAAAGCAUGGGGAAACUCGCGCUCAAAACUUGGUGCGCCUCUCAAAUCAUAUUUCAAAAAAUAUGCCAACGUUUAUAGUUAUGACCACAACGACGUCGUUCGACGCUCUGGAGGUGUAAUCGCUCCAGCCGGCGUGCGGUGUCUCUGGCCUUCCAUUCCAAGUUCCAGGCUCCGCGUUUCCUCGUAGAUUUGUCCUUCCCACCCACCCCUUCCGUGCCUUCGGUUCGAACUUCGAACCCUACCCCUUCGGCGUUUGUUCUUCUUCCUCCUCCUUCGCAAUGAAGCUCGUCAGGUUUUUGAUGAAGCUGAACAACGAGACUGUUUCAAUUGAGCUAAAGAACGGGACCGUUGUCCAUGGCACCAUUAUAGGUUCCCCCUCUCCUUUCCUCAAAUCAUCUCAUGCUAUUUAUGCGGUUGGGCAGUAUGGUGUUCCUUCCUUGUACCUGUUGGCUAGAGCACAACAUUUCUUAGGUGUGGACAUCAGCAUGAAUACUCACCUGAAAACUGUGAAGCUAACACUGAAAGGGAAAAAUCCAGUCACUCUGGACCACCUCAGCGUUCGAGGCAACAAUAUCCGGUAUUACAUUCUUCCUGACAGCUUGAAUCUUGAGACAUUGCUGGUCGAAGAGGCACCUAGAGUCAAACCUAAGAAGGCAACUGCUGGUAUUAUCACAAUCUCCCUGGAAGGGCUUUGGCUCGUGGUCGGGGUCGCGGCCGUGGUCGUGGACGUGGUCGGGGGCGAUAGUCGAGUUGCGGUUGGGUGGAAUGUUUUUGGGUUUGGUGUAAACAAUUUCUGUUGUAACUGGAAUUUGUGUAGCCAAUUACUUGUGGGUAAGCGAGGUGUAGCUGCUGUUUAUGUUUGAAACUCCAUUUGUUUAAAGCAUAUUCCGACAGGGACUCAGGGAGUGUUGUGGUUCUGGAUUUGAGUAAUUUUGUUGCUCGUAGGAGUGGGAACAUUCCGGAGAAAGCUAUAUACUUGUCUUACCUGCUUGAUGAACUGUCCAGUUCGAUCUAUGUUGCAAUUUGGUGUCAAUUGGCUGACC